AUGACCUCAAUCCAGAUGAACAUGACAAUACCCGGAUGCGAACAGACCUAUCCAGAGCGAACAGACAAUCCCGACAGGAGCGCAGACCAAUACCGCUUUGAUGGAGCGAGACCAAUCCGUGAGAACAGACCAAAUCCGGAAGGAGCAGACCAAUCCGAGAGGAACAGACCAAUCCCGGACAGCGAACAGCACCAACUCCGUAACCAUACCCGGAGGAACAGAACCAACUCGGAGCCGAAAUCGUAUAAUCUAGACCCAAUCCCGAAGGAGCAGACCAAUCCGGAAGGCAGCAGAACCAACGUCCGGAGGACAAGAAGACCAAUCCCGGAGAAGCAGACCAAUCCCAGAGCCCGAACAGACCAACUCCGGCAGGAGCAGACCAAGUCAACGAACAGACCAAUCCCGGAGGAAACAGACUCAAUCCCGGAGGAACAGACCAAUCCCACGCGCGCAGGAACAGACCAAUCUCCGGAGGCAGCAGCACCAAUAGCUACCGGGAAGAAAGAACAAAUCCCGAAGGAAGCCACAGACCAUCCCGGAGUGAGCAGGGUAGACAAAUCCGGUAGGAACAGACCAAACAUCCCCGGAGAAGCGAGCAGACCAAUCCGAAGGAACAGACCAAUACCCGGGCAGGCAACAGACAAUACCCGGAGGCAAGCCAGCAUCCAUAUACCCGGAAGAAAGCACCAAUCGGGCAGCAGCAGACCCUAUCCGGAGGAACCAGAACAACUAACAACGAGGAGCAGACCGUAUCCCGGAGGAACAGACCAACUACCGGAGAGCAGCAGACCCAAUCCCCGGAGGAACAGAACAACUCCGGAGGAGCCAGCCCAAUCCGCGAGGAACAGACCAACUCGGAGCGAGCAAGACCCAUCCCAGAAAGCGAACAGACACAACCUCGGAGCGAACAGACACAAUAUCUCGGAGAACAGGACCAUUACAGGAGAGAAAGCACCCCAAUACCCGGAGGAACAGCCCAACUCGGAGGCAGCAGACCAAUCCGGAGGAACAGAACAAUCUCCGGAGGUAGUCAGACCAAUCCGAGGCAACAGACCAAUCCCGGAGGAACAGACCAACUACCGAACCAAUCCCGCGAGAGCAGCCCGAAAGCGAACAGACCAACUCGGAGGAUGCAGACCCAUCCCCUCGGGAGCGAACAGACCAAUCCCGGAGGACAGACACAACCCGGAGGACAGCACAGACAAUCCCGGAGGAACAAGACCAACUCCGGUGGAGCAGACCAAUCCCGAGGAACAGACAAUCCCGCGAGAAAUCAGCACCAACUCCGUCAAGAGCGAAAAGACCAAUCCACGAGCGGAACAGACCAACUCGGAGGAGCCAGAACCCAGUCCCGCGGAACACGACCAAUCCCGGAGCCGAACAGACCCAACUCCGGUAGGAGCAGCCACCAUCCCCGUGUGGAAGCGAACAGACCAACCUCCCCGGAGGAGAAGGAGCAGACCAAUACCGGAAGGAACAGACCAAUCCCGGGACGACAUGAGGAACAGACAACUCCGCGAGGAACAGACCAAUCCCGGAGAACAGACAACUCUCGAAGACUGCGAGCCAGACCAAUCCCCAGGAGAACAUGACCAUCCACCCGAAGGAACAGAAACAACUCCGAGAGGAAAGAAAGACCAAUUCCGACUGGAAGCCAGACACAAUCCGACGAGAAGGAAUAAGUUUAGUUCCCAAUGCACACCAAUAUACAAUCCCAGCCCAAGGAACAAGCCCAGUCCCGAGGAAACCAAUGACCUAAUCCCGAAGGCAACCCAGACCAUACCGAAGACCGCCUUCUCUCUCUGCUCCCACCGAGCGAUCGCUGUAACAGACCAGGCGCAGUCAUCCAGCCAGGCACACGGCCCAUCUCUAGCUUCCUCAUUCGCGACAGGGCCCUCGCUCGAGCAUAGCCCAAGCCAUGAUCUCCGUAGAGAGUCCCAUAGGUCUACCUACCCAGGCGUUGUCUCGCAGAGAGACAACCUGAUGGGCAGCGGUCGUCCCAUAGGGGAGGACGGAGCUAGUGUGGCACCUCAUAUACAAGCCACUGAGUUGGACGCGAUUCCCGAGAUUAUGCCAAGGAGCCUAACAGGUCCCCCCUGCCAGUACUCACGGCUGCAACCCGCCGAGUUGGACACUAGUGGGAGGCAAAACUAUGGCAGUCCAGUAUCAAGGGCCCUUGAAGACACUGCCUGCAGCUGGGUCACUUCUGCAAUAAAGGUACCCGGCAUCUCCAACGCUCUUGUAGCCAUCGAUGUCAUGGCUCCUGCUUGCCCAGACCAAUCGUACCUACCUGAGCUUCCUGUCUCUAGAACACCCAGAGAUACGGACUACGCCCUACCAAGCGCUAUGAGACCUCUAGUGCCUAGCGCACGGCCUUCGCCCUCAUUGCUACAUGCAUCAAGCAGCCGCCCACAAGUGAUCCAAGGACUCAGAAUAGCGAUGGCAACAUCCGUCGGCAAAGUCAAGCCGUCCGAGAACCUUAAUAUAGACACUAGGCGAAAUUCUUCGACAUACCCCCACCAACACUUUACAUGCCCACUAUUUCUUAGUACCAGUAAUAGAGGCCCCGUGCCUAUCAGAGCACAAAAUCUAGUGUUGGAAUUACCCAUAUUGAGCCUCAGGAGUCUCACCCAUAAGCGAUUCCCGAUAACUAGCCACCGAGUCAAACGGACCUUCUCUGAGACUCAAUGA
Molecule: messenger RNA, 2691 nt
Organism: Penaeus monodon (black tiger shrimp)
Lineage: Eukaryota; Metazoa; Arthropoda; Malacostraca; Decapoda; Penaeidae
Product: serine/arginine repetitive matrix protein 2-like
Exons: 8
Coding region: 1-2691 (896 amino acids)
Source: RefSeq, a predicted model, not a curated record